CGAAUCUUCUUAAACAGUUUUAAGAUGUUGCGGAGAUAAAGAAAUGUUCGAUUCGAGUUCUCAAAUAUGCUGUGAAUAUGGCGGGAAAUUCAAAGUUGCCCCAUCGCAGAACAGAGACUGUUGUCUUGAGAGAGAUUACGAUUUUAGAGAGGAGCAGUGUAUGGAUGGCCGUGUUAUUGGCUUUGAUCAGCACAUUUGCGGUACAGAAACGUAUAACACAUCAGAGAAGACAUGCUGCGAUGAGACACUGCACGACAUUCCUCCCUACCCGUCUGAUUGUUGUGGGAGUCAGUUGUAUAACAGAAUUGAGCAAAAGUGUUGUAAAGGACCUAGGAUUCCUGUUCCAAGAAAUCGGGAAUGUUGCGGCGAAGGUCAUAUAAACCCAGAUACUCAUAUGUGCUGCAAUAAUGUUGGUCACUCAAAAGUUCAGAACACAAAGUGCUGUGGAGUUGAAAGAAUCAAUGAGCUAGAGGAAGGGUGUUGUAGAGCUAAGUCUUUCAACUUGUCCAUCCACCGGUGCUAUAAAGAUGAAAACAUUAUAAAUCUGAACCAGACUGAAAAUUCUUACCAUGGUAUGGCAAUUGCUGCUUUGUCUCGCUUGAUAUUUCUGCUUGGAAAAUUCUUUUAA
Saccostrea echinata is the source of this 628-nucleotide messenger RNA. RefSeq names its product galaxin-like. Bases 44 to 628 code for a protein of 194 amino acids. The transcript has 3 exons. NCBI's taxonomy places the organism in Eukaryota, Metazoa, Mollusca, Bivalvia, Ostreida, Ostreidae. The record is from RefSeq and is a predicted model, not a curated record.